AUGUCAAACGAAGUUCAAAAAUUGAGGAACGAAUUAGUUGUUGAAUUUCCGGGAAGAACGCGUCAAAUUGAUACCUUAAUAAAUUUGUUUGGAGAGCCUAUGGAAAAAACUCCACCUUCAAUUUUUAUACAUGGAAAUAGAGCAUUGGGUAAAACCGAAAUUGUAAAGAAUCUAUUCAAGAGAGGAUUUCCCACGCACCACUAUUCGUUCCUCAACUGUAAAUUAUACUUCCAACUCGAUGAUAUAUUUGAAGUUUCUUUAAAACAUUUAUCUGGUAAAAAACAUAAAUGUAAAAAUGUUGAUGAAUAUGCUACAAUAUUACAAGAGAUAUGCGAAACUGCUGAGGAAACUAGAUACAUGAUAUUCGACAAUGCGGAAUUGCUAUGGAAUCUUUCUCAAACUUUGGUGUCUAUUAUCUUAAAUCUCCCACAGUGGGUUUUUUCGGAUUCUUGUGAUCUAAUUGAUUUGUUUCGCAUCAUACCAGAUAUUUAUCAAAAAUUUAUUCAGCCAAUAAAUGAGGGAAGAGUAUCAAUUAAUGAUUAUUCACUCUUAUUCGACGAAUUAAAGCCAUAUUUAGAAUCUGCAUUGGACAAUUUAUAUUCACAAUACAUAACACCAUUAAUAGAAAACCAAAUACCUACAUGGUCAAUAUAUUUGUUAAUUGCUGCAUUUCUUGCAUCUUAUAUUCCACAAAGUCUUGAUAAACGUCUUUUCUCAAGAGAAUAUGAAAAACGCAAACACACCCGAAAAGGAAGGAAAAAAGUAUCUAAUGCAUUAAAGUUCAAUGAACAAUUCACAGGACCUCAAGCAAGUGAAAUGGAACGUAUUUUCGCUAUAUUUCAAAGCAUUCAUCAAGAUUCAGUCGUUCCUUAUAUACUUCUUUUACAACAGACUGAGACAUUUGUUGCUUCUCGUGUUUUUACUCGUACAACUCCAGUAGAACGUAAAGAUGUUCAAUCGUUUAGAUGUAAUCUUAGUUAUAAUUAUAUUAAACAAAUUUCUAGGUUUAUUAAUUUUGAUAUUCUUAGAUAUUUAGAUGAUACUUUAUAA
Messenger RNA from Funneliformis geosporum, 1050 nucleotides. NCBI's taxonomy places the organism in Eukaryota, Fungi, Glomeromycota, Glomeromycetes, Glomerales, Glomeraceae. The record is from the annotation of a GenBank genome assembly.